Messenger RNA from Nerophis lumbriciformis (worm pipefish), 2693 nucleotides. Its product is annotated as serine/threonine-protein kinase pim-2-like. Gene Ontology annotation, cellular component: cytoplasm. Lineage: Eukaryota; Metazoa; Chordata; Actinopteri; Syngnathiformes; Syngnathidae. Gene Ontology annotation, molecular function: ATP binding; protein serine/threonine kinase activity. The record is from RefSeq and is a predicted model, not a curated record. Gene Ontology annotation, biological process: protein autophosphorylation; regulation of mitotic cell cycle; negative regulation of apoptotic process.
UUUGCAUUGAGGGAUAUUCUCUAUUUAUUUGCACUUUUAAAAAUGAUGAUUUUUUAAUGCUUUUAUUGUCAUGAUUUACAUUUUUGGCACACUUGGUUUGCACUAACACAUCAGUAACUUAUGCCAUUGGAAGUGACUUUUCAUAGGCCAGAAGACUGCAAAACAGGAAUAAAAUGUCUCAUUACUCAACCAACAUCUGAUUACGAUUACUGUUUGGUAGGGACAUUGAUAUUUUAUAAUAAAUAUUAUUUAAAUACACACAUUACUGUUUUUCAUUGACUUUUGUCAUCUUUUUAUUGCCAACAGACUUGCAUUCAGUGCCCAUUGCCCUCUAGCGGCCGUCUGCGUAAGUGCACCACCCUUCUAACACAACAAUGGAGGAAAGUUUAUCACGUGAGAAAGUGUCGUCAAAUGCUUUGCAUGAGAGUCCCACAGGCUCUCACCAUGACGACAACCUUUUUAACAACUGCUCAUCAAAAACAAGACGUGCUAUUUAUUUUGUUUUGGCUCGGGGGAGAAGAAAACACACGUCAACUUUUGCUGUCACUGUGACAUCCUAUAGCCCGUGAAUGCAACAUCAUGUCGUCUCGUUAUAAUAAUAAUUAAAAUUUUAAAAAAAACACACAUCUUUAUUGUUAUUCACACCGUAUGUACCAAUCCACACCCGAAUCCGAAAUAAAAUAUGAUAUUUUUGUAUUCUUUGGUGUUUACUAAACGUGUUGUUGCCCUCGUGACGUCACCUUCCUCCUGCAGUAAGUGGCCUUGACGUGUGGGUGACUAAAAAGCAAAAUAAAGUUCGGAUUCACUGACGCGUACACACAUUUAUUACUUUUUUUAAAUUUAUUUCUAAAAUAGAGUUUUGGACAAUAUUGCUAACAAAAUGAAUGUCAACAAGUGUGUUGAUUUUGCAUCAUCUGGCAUCCUCUCAGUUGCAGACCACCCAGCAAAAAGCACCUGCAGGGCGAGGAACCCAAAGUGCGCCGCCAUCAAAAAUGGAGCAAUACCCACCAAGAGGUGCUAUGACCCCAUUGUCCUAAAUACUGGCGGCUCCAGAGCGGUAGCCGCAGAAGCUGUGCCCACCAAAAGGACCAAACAAGAGACCCUCUUGUCCAACAGAAGGGUCACGUCUACCAAGGGGUCCAUGAAGGCGUCUCGGAGAACCAAACGCAAGAGCAGAAGAAAAAUGGACAGCCUUAAAAAAAAAAAGAGGGUCAAAUCUACAAAAAACCCAAAACCGGACGCCCUGCUAAAGAAUGUCACCAAGACCCUGCCUGUGAAAGUCGGACCUGCACGGGGCACCAAGAGGAAGGCUGACACCAAGCUCGUGACCCUCACAAAAAAGCAGAGGGUGUCCGUAAAGGUGGUGCCGGCUAAACUGAAAACCAGACCGCAGAUGAGGAAACCCAAAGUCAAGCCAGAGACCCUCAUGCGCAGGCGAAAGGGUAAAUCCAAACUACAGUCGCUGACGAGGAGACGAGGCGGCAAAGACAAACCGAAGAGGAGACAUAGAGGAAAAACCAAUGAGUGGUCCAGGAGGACCAGACCCAGACGGAGGGCUGAUAAGAGACCAGAGACUUUGACGAGGAGGCAGUGGGUCAAAGCCACGCAGAUGUCCAUGGUCCAACAGGCCCAGAGGCGUCUCCUGGCCACCACCAGUCAAGCCUCGUUUGAGCAAAAGUAUCAGCAGCUGGAGAAGAUCGGUGAAGGAGGCUUCGGCUCCGUCUAUGCAGGAUACCGGAAAAAUGAUUCUUUUGCCGUGGCCAUCAAACACAUCCCCAAAGAUGAAGUCAAGAUAAUCCCACUGAACAUCAAUGGCAGAAAGCAGGACGUCCCACUGGAGGCGCUGCUCAUGCUUCAGGCUUCUUCCAUAAAGAACGCGGACGGCAAGUCGGCCGUGGUGUCCCUGCUGGACAAGUACGACCUGGGGCAGGAGCUGGUGCUGGUCAUGGAGAAGCCGGUGCGGUCGGUGGACAUGUUCACGUACAUCACCAGGUGUCGCCUCGGACACCUCAAGGAACACGAGGCAAAGAACAUCAUGAAGCAGCUGGUGGACGCCGCCAUCAAAAUGCACGCCGUCAACGUUUUCCACCGCGACCUCAAACCGGGGAACAUUCUCCUGGAGGCCACCUACGGCGUCCCUCGAGUGCGCGUCAUCGACUUUGGCUGCAGCUGCUUCGUGACGGAGGAACCUUACUACGACUACACGGGGACUCUCUCUUACGCGCCCCCAGAGUUUGUCCUGAGGGGGGCGUACAGGGCCGGACCCACCACGGUGUGGCACCUGGGCGCCAUGCUCUUUGAGCUACUGGCUGGCACCAAACAGUUUGACACGCUCCUCUUCAUCUCGCAGAUGCUCGGACUGAACCGUGUUCUAUCCCAAGAUUGCAGAGACUUCUUGCAGCUGUGCCUCAAUUCCGAUCCGGAUCAGCGCGCCACUCUGGUGCAGAUACACCAGCACCCGUGGCUCCUCUAAAUAGCCCUGAACUUAGCAGCAUAUUGGAACUGCAUUUUGGAAGCUGAAUAUGUACACACAAAAAAAUAAGUUGUCAAAGUGCAAUCUUAUGAAAACAGUUUGUGUAAAAGUGACAGUGCCCCCUACUGGCCUGGCAUGCAAGCUACAGUGUUUUCACUCCUUUUUGUAGCUUUUAUUUUGUUGUUUUUAUCAGUUUGAAUUUAAAAACGAUCUCAACUGA